AUGUUUUAUCGAACUGACGCGAAGGUAAGUGUGUAGAAAACAGUUUAUUAAUUGAGAAAACGCAUGUUUAGCUAUUGUCGUUCGGCUGGUCGGAACGCAACUUGUACGCCUUCGUUUCUAUCGAAUCUUUUGCGUGUAUCAUUGCCCUGUAUCGCUUCACAACUAUGGGAACAUUAAAGAGAUUUGAGGAGAAAAUAAGUGCGUUGAAAAGUUUGAGGGUGAGUUUUUUUUUUACAAUUGUAACUUAUAUUAAUCAGAAAUCCGGCGGUUUAACUUCCUGUUUCUAGUUAGCUGGGUAUCAUCACAAAAAUCCCCAAAAGUGUAAAAUGUUUGCAGACAACUCCUGUGCACAUGGUGCAUGACGAUUAUGGUAAACUUCGAACACGAAUGCUCAUCCAAUCCAUCUUGAUUCCCAUCUUUUUCAUUCUCACCUCAACCUACCUGGUCGCCAAUCAAAUUGUCCUCUUUGACACGUAAGUCGACACCGUUCUCCGGGUUUCCUUUUCGAAAACAUUGCUUCAGAACUCAACAAAGCGCCUGGUAUUUCUACUACGACGCCGGAGUUUCGCUAUUGUGUGGCUAUGUGAACGUGCUCUAUCUGCCCGUUCAUUCGAUUCUUCAUCACGGAAUGGCGCGCGAAUUCGAGGUUUUCAACGAGGAACUCGAGAAUGCAUCGAAAAAUAAAGAACUGAGUGUGAGUCGUCGGAAAAUUGGCAUUAUUUUAAGCAAAGUUACGAUUUUUCAGCGCCCUACAGUAAUCCGAGCAUUCGGCGAUAGACAGGUCCAACUUUUCGAGUUUACCAAUCAUAUGACUAGCAGAUUGAGUGAGUUAUAUUGUAGAUUAACGAAAAAUGCGUUUUUUUUUGCAGCCCGGAUGAUGAACUACGCUCCAUUCUCGAUUCUUACCGCCACAGCGAACGUCACUUUUUUGGUGUUCAGGUAAAGUCGGAAUGCGUCGCCGCUUCAAAACAUUUUAGGUUUUUUUCGAACGCAAAUUUAACGCUGAAUAUCAUAAAGCCAACAUUUUUGGUUCUAGUCCAAUGUCCGGGUCUGAAAUUGAUACAUUUCAGCGUGAGCUCUCAAUCAUCACUUCUCUACUGGUUCUGUCUGCUCGGCGAAAUGAUCGCUUGCACUCUGAUCUCUUCAAGUCUUCUCUACCCGCCUGCGUACGUUCAAGAAACGGUAAGAGCCACUUUCUAUACAUUUUCCGUGUUCCGUGUUCCGUGUUCCGUCUUCCGGGUGUUCAAAAUCUAUUUCCGCUCUCAACCAAUCAAUUGCAGAUGCUGAAAACGUCGACAAUUCUGAUGAGCGAUGCGUCACUCCAACACUCGCCGGACGCGUCGGUCUAUCAAAGUUACCGUAUGAUGGUCGACCGCUCGCUUCACAAUCGGACCACAAAUACAGUAAUCCACGUGUUCAGUGUGACGCGGAAGAAUGUCGAACGAGCCUAUUUUGUCAUCACUCAAAUUGUACUCGUCAUGACCGUUUUUUACAAUUUGACCUUUCCCUAG
Molecule: messenger RNA, 1511 nt
Organism: Caenorhabditis sp. 36 PRJEB53466
Lineage: Eukaryota; Metazoa; Nematoda; Chromadorea; Rhabditida; Rhabditidae
Source: the annotation of a GenBank genome assembly